Molecule: messenger RNA, 1011 nt
Organism: Selaginella moellendorffii
Lineage: Eukaryota; Viridiplantae; Streptophyta; Lycopodiopsida; Selaginellales; Selaginellaceae
Product: DCN1-like protein 2
Exons: 11
Coding region: 132-911 (259 amino acids)
Biological process (GO): protein neddylation; positive regulation of ubiquitin-protein transferase activity
Cellular component (GO): ubiquitin ligase complex
Molecular function (GO): ubiquitin conjugating enzyme binding; ubiquitin-like protein binding; cullin family protein binding
Source: RefSeq, a predicted model, not a curated record
GAACACGUGAUCAUUUUACUCAGGUGCCGUGUGCUCUCUCGAGCGAGGGACAGAAUGCGCUACCGGGCGCCCUAGGGUUUCUCAACGCGGGAGAGGGAGCGCUCACGAAUUCCAGCUCCAGGCGCUCCAAAAUGUCGGGCAAUGCGCAAGGAUUCUUCGGCAUGCAUAAGUUUGGAAGAGGCCGAGACAAAAUCCAGCAAUUCAUGUCGAUCUCGGGGGCAAAUGAAAAGGCUGCUCUUGCCGCGCUCAAGGCCAGCGAUUGGAAUCUAGAUGGAGCGCUGGAUAUAUACUAUAACCAGGCUUUUGCGAGGCCGAAGCUUGAUCCUUAUCAGCUGGAAGAAGUGUAUUCUCGCUACAAAGACCCCUACUCUGACAUGGUCUUAGUGGAUGGGAUCUCUUUGUUCUGCGAAGAUCUGGAGGUAGACCCCGGCGAUGUCGUCAUGCUUGUAAUCUCAUGGCACAUGAAGGCGGCUACUAUGUGUGAAUGGUCAAAAAAAGAAUUUAUGCAAGGCUUCCACUCUAUCGGGGUUGAUUCGAUUCCCAAGCUAAGAUCUGUUCUUCCAGCACUUCGAGCGGAGCUCAAAGAUGAACAUAAAUUCCGGGAGCUGUAUGCUUUUGCGUUCUGCUGGGCCAGGGAAAAGGGCCAGAAAUCGCUUGCGUUAGACACGGCGGUGAGAAUGUGGGAGCUGCUGUACGAAGACAGAGGCUGGCCUCUCAUCAGCAUCUGGUGUCAAUUCUUACAAGCGAAACACAAUAAGGCCAUUUCCAAGGACACAUGGUCUCAGCUUCUCGAGUUUUCAAAGAGUAUUAGCCCGACACUGUCAAAUUACGAUGCGGAAGGCGCAUGGCCAUACCUUAUUGACGAAUUUGCCGAGUAUUUAGUCGAAAGUGGAGUAGUACCAGCAAAGUGAAAUCACAAGAGAGAAGUUUUCUUUUUUUGCCAUUGGGCAUUAUUUGUAUCACAUAUCAUUCAUUGCAAUAUUCAAACUGUACAUCAAUUUAGCAAUUAAA